Messenger RNA from Exophiala bonariae, 1806 nucleotides. RefSeq lists its product as uncharacterized. NCBI's taxonomy places the organism in Eukaryota, Fungi, Ascomycota, Eurotiomycetes, Chaetothyriales, Herpotrichiellaceae. The coding region runs from base 1 to 1806 and encodes 601 amino acids. The transcript has a single exon. Gene Ontology annotation, molecular function: dipeptidyl-peptidase activity. The record is from RefSeq and is a predicted model, not a curated record.
AUGGAUUCAUACAGCCAGGCGAGUCUCUACGGGAAGAGCGACGUAUCCUACUACCUAGCCAUGCGCGAUGGGACACGUCUAGCGAUCAGUGUAUAUUUCCCGGAGCACACCGUCCCAAGAUCACCAGUACCGACGAUCCUGGUAUUGACACGCUAUGGGCGAGCCACGGUGAGCAGAGAGGGCGAUCCACGCUCGAUCGACCCCUGGCUGCGCGCAGGCUAUGCGUGCGUUGCCAUCGACGUGCGCGGCACGACAUCGUCAUUCGGUGCUCGGGUGACCGAGCUGGGUCCGGAUGAGCAGCGGGACGCCGAGGAGAUCAUCGCACAUGUCACGGCGCAGGCCUGGUCGGACGGCAAGGUCGUCGCGACUGGAGUGUCGUACACGGGCAACACGGCGGACAUGGCGACGGCGCGUGAUGCGCCUGGCUUGAUUGCCUCGAUUCCCCGCGCCACGGACUUCGAUUUCUGGGAGGCACUGUGGACGGGUGGAUGUCCGAAUGAUUCCAUGUUUGAGGAUUGGGCCAAGGGGGUCUAUGGUAUCGAUUUUGGUCGGCCACAUAUUGUUGAUGGUGCGAUUAUCUAUCCUUGGCAGCACAAUGGACUCGACGGGUGUAAGAAUGCGAAGGAUUGCUUGAGCUUGUUCCCGACCCUUCAGCCCGUGGAUGAUGAUCUGGAUUGUUUGAUGCUGCAAGAGGCGCUCCGGACGCGUGAGGAGAAUGGUAGGCACUGGACGUUCGAGGAUUAUGAAAAUGCAUUAUUCCGUGAUGACGCGGGCUUGAAUGGGCAUGCGAUAUUUGAUGCCUGCACCGGCGCGCAUGUUACGGACGUGGUGAUGCAGAAGAAGCCUGUUCAAUUUUGGGCGUCUUGGAUGGAUUCCAACACUGCUGAUGAAGCGAUUAAUCGGUUUCGUAGCACGCCCGGCGUCCCAACUGAGAUCUUUCUCACAGCUCAUGAUCACAGAGGUGGUGUUCGUGUUGACCCGCUAAUGGCUGAGAACAACGAUCCGUUACCCUCGGUUGAGGGGCAGCAUGCUGAACAGUUACGUUUUGCUGAGGAAGUCCGGCAGAUCGACAACCCUGAGGACUAUUCUGUGCGCAUCAUACACUACUAUGUUCUGGGCACCGGAACAUAUAAGAGUACGCCCCAGUGGCCGCCGGAGGGAGUCGAAAACACCGCAUUCCUGCUCAGUCAAGGUGGCUCUCUCGUAUAUGCUGCUCCGCAAGCAGGUAUCGAUACUUUGAAAGUGGAUCGACAGGCCAGCGCAGGAAAGAAGAAUCGAUGGUACCAGCUGGCGACAGUCGAGUACGGCGACCGGGCGAUUCGAGACACCAAGCUCCUCACAUAUGACACGGCACCACUGGAAAAGGACAUGGAGCUUGUCGGAUGGCCUGUCAUCACUUUGCACAUGCGAACUCGGACCAACGAUCCAACGAUAUUCGUUUAUCUUGAGGACGUAACUCCAGAUGGCCGGGUGAGUUAUCUGACCGAGGGUGUGCUCAGGGCUCUCCACCGCAAGUUGGCAGCAGCUCCUGAAAAGCUUCCGUACGACCCAGGCCCAUCACCGCAUAGCUUUGCUCGCACAGAUGCCCUGCCAGUCGUGCCAGAACAGGAUUUCACUGUCAAGGUGAAGCUCUUCGCGACUGCGGCCUUGAUCAGGAAGGGCCAUAGAAUUCGGCUGGCCAUCUCUGGUGCGGACGCCGAUACUUUUCGGUCUUUUCAUCGAGGCCUAGACGAGCGCUUUGAUAUCCACUGUGGUGGGACGAAUCCGAGUGUAUUUGAAGUGCCGUUGCGAGUAUGGCAGCUCUAA